Strongylocentrotus purpuratus (purple sea urchin) is the source of this 3267-nucleotide messenger RNA. RefSeq names its product hyalin-like. Lineage: Eukaryota; Metazoa; Echinodermata; Echinoidea; Camarodonta; Strongylocentrotidae. The transcript is spliced from 15 exons. Bases 332 to 3151 code for a protein of 939 amino acids. The record is from RefSeq and is a predicted model, not a curated record.
AUCUCCUCACUUGCAUGCGGAUCUGUGUGUUAAUCUUGUGUAUAUACCCACCUCCCUCCUGACAGCGAUUGUUUCCCCUGACUGUCCGGAGAACGUGAUGGUAUACGAAGAGGGUGGCCCCGGUAUUGCAGUAUCAGCAAGCUGGCAACCUGCUACUUCGACACUCGGUGAAGAGUUCCCCAUUAGCUACACUCCAGCCAAUCGGUCCUCCUUUUCCUCUUUGGAAACCAUACUGUCACUGCUUAUCUGACUUGUUAUCACACACAACUACAACUGUAACUUCACGGUCACUGUAGUGGCCAUUGUUUCCCCUGACUGUCCGGAGAACGUGAUGGUAGAGGGUGGCCCCGGUAUUGCAGUAUCAGCAAACUGGCAACUUGCUACUUCGACACACGGUAAUGUGUUCCCCAUUCUCUACACUCCGGCCGAUGGGUCCUCCUUUUCUCUUGGAAACCAUACUGUCACUGCUUAUCUGACUGGUUAUCCACACUACAACUGUAACUUCACGGUCACUGUAGUGGCACCAUGUGAAACUAAUACGGCCUACAUCAACCUUGCUGUAGAAAGCAACAUCACUGUAGACUACCAAUACACUAGCGCAUACGCACCAGGGUCAUCAAUUUCCGCAUUUGUGGCAGCUGAUCCCCCAACCAAUUCAUCGUUCUCCAUCGGAGUUACCACUGUGAACGUUACCUAUGGUGGUUUGAGUAAUUACUCCUGCAUCUUUAACGUUAGUGUAAUAGCGAUUGUUUCCCCUGACUGUCCGGAGAACGUGAUGGUAGAGGGUGGCCCCGGUAUUGCAGUACCAGCAAGCUGGCAACCUGCUACUUCGACACACGGUGUAGAGUUCCCCAUUCUCUACACUCGAGCCAGUGGGUCCUCCUUUUCUCUUGGAGACCAUACUGUCACUGUUUAUCUGACUGGUUAUCCAAACAUCAGCUGUAACUUCAGGGUCACUGUAGUGGCACCAUGUAAAACUAAUACGGCCUACAUCGACCUUACUGUAGAAAGCAGCAUCACUGUAGACUACCAAUACACUAGCGCAUACGGACCACGAUCAUUACUUUACACAUAUGUGGAAGCUGAUCCCCUACCCAAUACAUUGUUCAACGUCGGAGUUACACCGGUGAACGUUAUGUACGGUGCUCAGAUCAAUUACUCGUGCAUCUUAAACGUAAAUGUAAUAGCGAUUGUUUCCCCUGACUGUCCGGAGAACGUGAUGGUAGAGGUUGGCCCCGGUAUUAGAACAGCAUCAGUAUCAGCAAACUGGCAACUUGCUACUUCGACACACGGUAAUGUGUUCCCCAUUCUCUACACUCCGGCCGAUGGGUCCUCCUUUUCUCUUGGAAACCAUACUGUCACUGCUUAUCUGACUGGUUAUCCACACUACAACUGUAACUUCACGGUCACUGUAGUGGAGGAUUUGUCACCACCGGUGUUCUCGACGGACUUAGAUGUUUUAACUUUUCACAAUUCCCAAGCACCAAGUUGGGUACUGACUGCCAGUGAUAACUUGGGUGUUGUCACGCUGACAUCAUCACCUAGUCCUGGCUCAUACUUUCCUCUAGGCGAGACCGAGGUGACUGUUACGGCCACCGACAAUGCCAUGUUUACCUCAACCGAAAUAUUUACAGUCCGUGUCGUAUCUGACGGUUCACCACAAACGACAAACUGUCCAGAAGAUCAACUGCACAAGGUCGCACCGUCUGAAGUACCUCGUGCAGUUACCUGGUCAGUGCCAAGUGCCACAGGAUCAGGGACUAUUACAACCACCAGCAACUAUAGUCCGAAUGACAUGUUUAGAGAAGGCACGACCAAAGUCACCUACAAAUUCACAGAUGAUGCUGGCAGGAGUUCCAAAUGCUUUUUUUACAUCAAAAUCACAAUAAAUGCUGACGUAAUAACACCAGACGUCACUUGUCCUGGCGAUGUGACAGUUACGAAGCCCGCAGGGACGGUACUUGCCUCAGUCACCUGGAACGAGCCUGUGUUCAACAACCUUGUAAGUCGUGCUGAUCUCGUUUAUAUACAGCAGUCAAAGCAAUCCGGUUCAAGCUUUACCGAAGGCUCCACUGAGGUGCUGUACUCGGCUCUGGAUGGAAAGUUUAACAGGGCAUUGUACUGCAUGUUUACAGUGACUGUAAAUUUGGUGGAAGACAACGAUAAACCUGUGAUCGUAGGUUGCCCUCAAAACUUCACUCACUGGGUCACUGCUGGACAGACCACGGCACCCGUUUCAUGGGUAGCUCCGGAUAUUACCGACAAUUCUAGCUUCACCGUUCAAGUCUCUCAUGAACCAGGCAGCGAGUUUACAGUCGGAAUGGACACCGUUGUGUCCUACGUUGCUACAGAUGUUGUCAACAACAUGGAAGACUGUACCUUCACCAUAUCUGUCAGAGCGGAUGCUGAUGAUCCGAUGCUUCAAUGUCCAUCCAAUGUCAAUAUUCGUGUGACCCUGGAUAUGACUGACCAAGUUGUAACCUGGCCGACUCCAAAUGCCACUGACAACUCCGGGGGUGUCACUGUCAACUCAAACCCGGAGUCUGGGGCAGCAUUCCAGGCAUCAGUGGCUGGGCAAAAUGACACAGUGACUGUCACGGCUGCCGAUGCUUACGGAAAUUCUGAUACGUGUACCUUCCUCGUAAAUGUCCGUUAUGAUGUUCAACCAGUGCUGACUUGCCCCGAUGUCAGUCAAGAAACAGCACCUGGUCAACGGGAUGCCACAGUUACAUGGCCAGAUGUAGUUAUUACUGAUGACUAUACUAGUGUCUCAGCGCUAGUGAUCACCAAGUCCCACGGGUCAAUGAUUGCCAACAUGCAGUACGAUGCCGACCUGGUAACCGUCACCUUAACAGCUCAAGAUGAGCUGGGUAACAUAGGGAGAUGCACAUUCACUGUUGAUGUUGUAGACACAGAGAAACCAGUGUGGUCAGCGUGUCCCAUGAACGUUACUGAAAUGGCCGAAAUUGGAACUAACUCCAAAGUUGUAUCUUGGGACGACCUUCUGUUAGUGAUAACUCAGGCAAGGAUCCCAUCGAGACUAACAACCCUCCAACCUCUCAGCUCUUCUCAGGGGGUACUUGGCCUGUGGUCUAUACGGCUACUGAUGACUCCGGUAAUACUGGAACAUGCGAGUUCUACGUCACUGUGAUUGUCGACGAUGAUGUGCCAGAAUUCACCAACUGUCCGACGAGUCCAGUGAGAUUUAACUCGGACGCGAACACCAACUCAGCCGUAGUCGACUGGGGUGAUAUCACUGCUACAGAC